Messenger RNA from Sycon ciliatum, 4904 nucleotides. Its product is annotated as mucin-5AC-like. The transcript has 14 exons. The coding region runs from base 428 to 4885 and encodes 1485 amino acids. NCBI's taxonomy places the organism in Eukaryota, Metazoa, Porifera, Calcarea, Leucosolenida, Sycettidae. The record is from RefSeq and is a predicted model, not a curated record.
GUGGUGAAAUAUUUUCACUGCAGCGCUAGCUGUAGUUUCUUCAGUUUUUCAUGCUACAGCCCGGCAGCUUGUACUUGUAGACGAGUUGCUGUAGGCAGCGCGGUGGUGUUAGUUUGGCGGUCUGCUGCUUCGUGUCGAAAUUUGUUUGGGUGCAGGCUGUGUAAGAAUCUGUGUAUUGGCCAAAGGGUUUCAUCGAAGUUUCCUACUGGCUCGGAGCCUCCAUUCGACUGCUCCAUACCAUCACGACGUCGAGAACUGGUACAGCCUGUCCGCCCACGACGUUCAAAUCGUGUCCAGGAUUCAAGCAAACCGUGACUCCUGGCUGCAGGAGCGCUCGUCACUGGACGUUCAUCGUCCCCGUUUGUCAUGGUGUUCCAGUGAUUCUGGAUGGUGAUCGACGUCCGUGACUUUUGUUCUUGUCGCAGUCAUGGCUGCAGCAGAGGGUCAAGCAGGCAACACAGGGCCAUGGUCAAGCCAGCAUUUCCGCAGUGAAGAUGCAGCAACUAGAGUAACUCAACGUCAAUCAGACCAGUUCAGCAGAAACCCAUUACCAUCACCCAGCCAAACAACUCGGUCUCCGCCAGCCACAGCACCCAAACCAAAGCCUAUUGUUGAACCCCAGGCCACUCACGCAUCUCCCUCCAAGCGCAGCAGUAUCUCCGAAAGGUUAGCGGCCUCGAAUUCAGCCAGCCAGGAAGGGAAACUGGCUGGAACUUUACCUUCGAAACCUAGUCGAGCCCCCAAGCCUCCCACUCGCCCAAAGCCCGUCACUCCCCACAACACAUCAAGAACAGUGGAAACUAAGGAUCCCGCUACGGUUCACAGUGUGCAGCCGGUAGUGACUUCUGAUCCCGUUUCUCCUCCACGACCACCGCUCUGUGACCGCCCACUACUAACGGCUGGCGGCAACCAGCCAGAUGGCACUGAGACGGCGACAUCUGGCCCAGCUGAUCCCAAGUCCUCUCCGAAACCUGGACAAGCUGCUCUUUUGAGGUCUGCUAGUGCCUCUACACUUGAAUCUAGUUUUGAAUGGGAUAGGCAAGAAACAGGGAGACUGGUCCCGGAUCGAGCCCCAAAGCCAAAACAGCGCCCAAACUCCACGUCAAUUGCCAGCACAGCUAGCUUGGCCAGGAGCCCAGCAAUAGCAGUUGGCGAAGACACGGGCGGACAUGCGGUGCAGCAUGGACAGCAACCAGCGCCCCCCGCAGAAGGCUUAUCUGCCGAGCACAUUGCUCCGCCUAAGACUGGACGCGAGUCGAUCGCCAAGACGGUAACAGGAGAUUCAGCAACGCCUCCCCGUGCAAACUCUCUGGGUCAAGCAGGCACCACAGGGCCAUGGUCAAGCCAGCAAUUCCGCAGUGAAGAUGCAGCGAAUAGAGUAACUCGUCGUCAAUCAGCCCAGCUCAUCAGGAACCCACCACUAUCACCCAGCCAAGCAACUCAGUCUCCGCCAGCCACAGCACCCAAACCAAAGCCUGUUGUUGAACCCCAGGCUACUCACGCAUCUCCUUCCAAGCGCAGCAGUAUCUCCGAAAGGUUAGCGGCCUCGAAUUCAGCCAGCCAGGAAGGGAAACUGGCUGGAACUUUACCUUCGAAACCUAGUCGAGCCCCCAAGCCUCCCACUCGCCCAAAGCCCGUCACUCCCCACAACACAUCAAGAACAGUGGAAACUAAGGAUCCCACUACGGUUCACAGUGUGCAGCCGGUAGUGACUUCUGGUCCCGUUUCUCCUUCACGACCACCGCUCUGUGACCGCGCACUACUAGCGGCAGGCGGUAACCAACCAGAUGGCACUGAGGCGGCGACAUCUGGCCCAGCUGAUCCCAAGUCCUCUCCGAAACCUGGACAAGCUCCUCCGUUCAGGUCUGCUAGUGUCUCUACACUUGAAUCUAGUUUUGAAUCGGAUAGGCAAGAAACAGGAAGACUGGUCCUGGAUCGAGCCCCAAAGCCAAAAAAGCGCCCAAACUCCAUGGUAGUUGGCAGCACAGCUAGCUUGGCCAGGAGCCCAGCAAUAGCAGUUGGCAAAGACACGGGCGGACAUGCGGUGCAGCAUGGACAGCAACCAGCGCCCCCCGAAGAAGGCUUAUCUGCCAAGCACAUUGCUCCGCCUAAGACUGGACGCGAGUCCAUCGCCAAGACGGUGACAGGAGAUUCAGCAACGCCUCCCCGUGCAAACUCUCUGGGUCAAGCAGGCAACACAGGUCCAUGGUCAAGCCAGCAAUUCCGCAGUGAAGAUGCAGCAACUGCAGUAACUCGACGUCAAUCAGCCCAGCUCAUCAGGAACACACCACCAUCACCCAGCCAAGCAACUCAAUCUCCGCCAGCCACAGGACACAAACCAAAGCCUGUUGUUGAACCCCAGGCUACUCACGCAUCUCCUUCCAAGCGCAGCAGUAUCUCCGAAAGGUUAGCGGCCUCGAAUUCAGCCAGCCAGGAAGGGAAACUGGCUGGAACUUUACCUUCGAAACCUAGUCGAGCCCCCAAGCCUCCCACUCGCCCAAAGCCCGUCACUCCCCACAACACAUCAAGAACAGUGGAAACUAAGGAUCCCGCUACGGUUCACAGUAUGCAGCCGGUAGUGACUUCUGAUCCCGUUUCUCCUCCACGACCACCGCUCUGUGACCGCCCACUACUAGCGACUGGCGGCAACCAACCAGAUGGCACUGGGACGGCGACAUCUGGCCCAGCUGAUCCCAAGUCCUCUCCGAAACCUGGACAAGCUGCUCCUUUCAGGUCUGCUAGUGUCUCUACACUUGAAUCUAGUUUUGAAUGGGAUAGGCAAGAAACAGGGAGACUGGUCCCGGAUCGAGCCCCAAAGCCAAAACAGCGCCCAAACUCCAUGGCAAUUGGCAGCACAGCUAGCUUGGCCAGGAGCCCAGCAAUAGCAGUUGGCAAAGACACGGGCGGACAUGCGGUGCAGCAUGGACAGCAACCAGCGCCCCCCGAAGAAGGCUUAUCUGCCAAGCACAUUGCUCCGCCUAAGACUGGACGCGAGUCCAUCGCCAAGACGGUAACAGGAGAUUCAGCAAUGCCUCCCCGUGCAAACUCUCUGGGUCAAGCAGGCAACACAGAGCCAUGUUCAAGCCAGAAGUUCCGCAGUGAAGAUGCAGCAAAUAGAGUAACUCGACGUCAACCAGCCCAGUUCUUCAGGAACCCAUUACCAUCACCCAGCCAAGCAACUAAGUCUCCGCCAGCCCCAGCACCCGAACCAAAGCCUGUUGUUGAACCCCAGGCUACUCACACGUCUCCCUCCAAGCCCGGCAGUGUCUCCGCAAGGAAGGUAGCCUUGAAUUCAGCCGGCCAGGAAGGGAAACUGGCUGGAACUCAGCCUUUGAAAUCCAGUCAAGCCCCCCAGCUUCCUACUCGCCCAACGCCCGUCACUCCCUACAACACAGCAAGCCCAGUGGAAACUAAGGAUCCCGCUACGGUUCACAGAGUGCAGCCGGUAGUGACUUCUGAUCCAGUAUCUCCUCCACGACCACUGCUCUGUGACCGCACACUAAUAGCGGCUGGCGGUAACCGACCAGAUGGCACUCAGGCGGCGACAUCCACCCCAGCUGAUCCCAAGCCUUCUUCUAAACCUAGACAAGCUGUUCCUUCCAAGUCUGCUAGUGACUCCACACUAGCAUCCAGUUUUGAAUCGGAUAGGUACGAAACAGUCAGACUGGAUUCGAAUCAAGCACCAGAGCAAAAACAGCACCAAAAGUCUCAAGCUGGUACCAGGCCAGCUAGCUUAGCCAUUGACCAAGCAAUAGCUGUUGGCAAAGACCCUGAUAAACAUGCAGUGCAGCAUGUCCAGCGACCAGCGCCCCCCGCAGAAACCUUAUCUGCCAAGCAAACUGCUCCGUCUAAGACUGGACGCUUUUGGAGUCGCAAGAAGGCAACAGGAGAUUCAGCAACGUCUCCCCGGGCAAACUCCCAUAGCCAAGCGGGCAACACAGGGCCAUGGUCAAGUCGAGUGUUCCGCAAGUGGAUCCCACGCCUCCAAGCAACGCUCAGCUGCAGCACAAUCCGCAUGGAAUGCCUGGGCAAAGAUUUGAUCUCCGAUAUGCAGAAGAAGGAAUUGAUGGCGAUAAAAGAUUCUGCCACACACAAUGAGCUUCUCCUAGAUAUGCUGAGCAGGGGUACAGCUAAGACUUUCCACAUUUUCUGUAGUAUUGUGCGUAGCGCCGAACCUGAAGCAAACUUUUCAAAGUUCCUAGAUGACAUGCAGUCAGUGGAUACCUUUGUUGCAGUUUCUCCGGAAUGCCAAAAAGACUGCAAUAAAGUAGUAGACCUGAUGAAAGAGUUCUCAGCACCGGAACGUCAACGGGUGGUCCACACUGCCGAGGAUGUGGCACGAAUGCGCACGUCACAGACCGUCCUCGACACGAGAAAGAAACUCAUCCACGUACCACAGCCAACCUCGCCUGUGAACGUAGACUUGCUGAGCAUGAGGAACAUGGGAGAAGAACAAAAGCAAGCGGCAUUGACUGAAAUCGACUGUUUGGCGUCCAACACUAUCAUCAUUGAUGACGUGAAGGACUGUGCAGAUGAGGCAGGGAAGUACCAGGGUCACGUGACACGGGCCGACGGCCAAGUUGAAAAAUCGCCAGCUGAUAUACGUAGAGAGUUAAGUAAGCACCCUUGUUUCAUCAGCAUGGGGUCUGCCAGGGACGGCCGCAGCAUUUCAGAGACCAAGCAGUACUUGAAGGAUACUGGCUUCAUCGACGAGAACACGGUCAUCACAGAGAUCACUGAAUAUGAACUAGUCCCUGUGACUAGGCUGGCCAUUCGUGACAGCAAACGACUGAAGUUUAAAGGUCAGCAUUACUGUGCUAGCAUGAUUGCGCGAUUGCUUGAUAAGGGAGCUGCUGGAUGCCAGAUAGUCUGUCAUUUUACAUAACUCAAGCCGCUUUAGGAGC